AUGGCGAACAAGAAGAGUUCUUCAAGCAAAGCGGAAACCUUGAAUCCAUUGCCGGAAUCAUCCAAUGGGAAGCUUUUUGGUGUAAAUGGAGAAAAGGCGGUUUUUCCAACGACACCAAUUAUUGAUAAUAGUGCACUGAACGACACCAACUCAGUUGAUGUCUUGCCAGCAUCUAAUCUCUCCUUGAACAAUAGCAUCGUAAAUGAUGCAUUUCCUUCCGAUGCUGCUGUCGAUUCACUUCUACUUGAUGGCACAACAAAUCUGAAUCCAAAUGUGCCGUUGUCAAAUAUCCAUGCAAACCAACAGGCUCGUGUUUCCGCUUCUAAUGGUAGUGGCCAGCCAAUUAUAACAACUCCAAGUUCAAUAGCAAGUACGCCAGGGUCCAAGCUUUUAAAUCCAGAUCCUACGACAGAUGUGCUUUUAUAUGGGAAUAAUAACAAUAUUAAUAAUACAAAUAGCUAUACACUUUCAAGGUUCAAUAGUAUGACAGAUGAUGCACCUGCGGCUAAACACAGCAGGAAAAAGUCACGUUCUUCAAAAUCAAGCAAAAAGAGUUCGAAAAGUUUGGUUGGAGGUAUCACAGAUUCGCGUUUUGAAGUUGGACCAAAGGAAUAUUUUGGCUCAUAUUCGUCCCAUCCCAGAAGUCUUGCAGUUAAGAAGAUUAAGGGGAAAAAGGGAACAUCGGCUCCUAAAAGACCCGCGUUUGUGAUGAAAUUGUGGAACAUGGUGAAUGAUAAAUCGAAUAGCAAGUAUAUUUCGUGGAUGUCCGAUGGGAAAGCUUUUCAAGUAAAUGAUAGGGAAAGCUUCAUGAAAUAUGUUCUUCCAAAAUACUUCAAACAUAACAAUUUUGCGUCAUUUGUGCGACAACUUAAUAUGUAUGGCUGGCACAAGAUACAGGACGUGAACUCGGGGUCUCUGUUACAGGGUGAUGAGGUGUGGCAGUUUGAAAAUCCCAACUUCGUACGUGGCAGAGAAGAUUUACUUGAUCGUAUAGUGAGAAAUAAGCCAACAAAGGAAACAGAGGAAGACGAGCUGGAUAUUAAUGCACUUUUAGCGCAGCUGGAAUCUAUGAGAAAAAGUCAGAAACUUAUUGAAGAAGACCUGAGGCGUGUCAGAGAGGACAAUGAAAUGCUAUGGAAGGAAAAUUAUUUAGCCAGAGAGAGGCACAAAGCACAAUCCGAAACGCUCAACAAGAUUCUGCGAUUUUUGGCCACUGUGUAUGGCAGUAAUAGUGCCAAGUUUUUGGAUCAUAUGAAUGGUCCUGGUUCACCAGAAGCUCUUAAUUAUCCAGAAAAGCCGUCUUCCGCCCUUCAAACGCAGGAUGUGUAUAACUAUAACUACGGACCUCAAGUGUAUCGUCCAAGAUCGAAUACAGCUUCAAAUGGUCGUCUCUUGAUCAGUAACGAAGCUUAUUCGUCAAAGGCUCCAUCUGCAACGUCCAUCAAAGAUAUGAGUCAAGCUAUGGCUAGGGAUGCAAAAGCCUCCCAAGAGGCUCAGGAAAUUCAGGAAAUUCACAGAGGACCUGAAAACAGAAAUGAUCCUUACCUCAAUGAUACUCUUUUGCCUCAAUCUCCAGCUCUUGCUAAUUCUCCUAAAGGAUUCUUCCCGGAAUUGGUUCAUACUCCACAAAUCAAAUAUCAGCCUUUGGCUAUCAACCAAAGUCAAACAAAUAAUAGGGGAGACCUUUUUGGAGCAGAUAGUUUUAAUGAUGUACAGCAACAAAUUCCACAGCAGAAUCUACAGCAUCAACAACAUCGGUAUCAGCAUCAGCAUCAGCAUCAGGAAGCUGGAAGAAGUGAUUCCCUAAUAUCUAGGCCAGAGGAAUUGAUGGGUAAUAUUCAUAACCAGCUUAAUAAAAAUCAAGGAACUCUCAAACAAGUUAAUGAUUGGAUUACAAAAUUGUCUGGAAAGCCUAGUGAAGAAGUGUUAAGUGGCUCGCAAGAUGAGUUGAAUGACCUAUUAAUGCCCCAAUCUCUGGAAAUGAACGAUAACGCCGGAGAUCUUAACGUUCCUGACGUUGCCACGAGCAAUGGAAAUGAUAAUUCAGAAAUUACCAGUAACAGGAUAAAUGAAUUAUAUGAUGAAAUUGAAGAUAAUCUCAAAGACUCUCCUUCUAAUGUUUCACAAAUCGGAGGCCCGAGAUCUACAAAUGGUCACAAGAGGAAAGGAAGCAGUACGGGUAUACCAAGUUCUGGUUCAAAAAAGCAGAAGUUGUGA
Messenger RNA from Brettanomyces bruxellensis, 2217 nucleotides. RefSeq lists its product as uncharacterized. The record is from RefSeq and is a predicted model, not a curated record. NCBI's taxonomy places the organism in Eukaryota, Fungi, Ascomycota, Pichiomycetes, Pichiales, Pichiaceae. The coding region runs from base 1 to 2217 and encodes 738 amino acids. The transcript has a single exon. Gene Ontology annotation, molecular function: sequence-specific DNA binding; DNA-binding transcription factor activity. Gene Ontology annotation, biological process: regulation of DNA-templated transcription.